GGAGCCCGAGCGGGCGCUGGAGCGCGAGCGGCUGUCGCGCAGCGUCGGCGUGCGCUCCCCAGGGAGCGGCUGCAAGGGGACCGCGGCGGGAGCUGCGUCGAACCGUGCAGCCGGCUCCCGCUCGUUGCCGAGGCUCGUAGGAGCCGCCGCGGCUGACAGGAGCCGUGGGUCGCAGCCUCCACACCUGCGCGGGCGCGGGGUCGGGUCUGCCGCGGGCGAGCGAGAGGGCACAGAGGAGAGCGUGCGGCUGCAGGCAGGGGCCCCCGCUCGGCCACCUCGUCGCCGCGCUGCCGCCGCUGGAAGAUGUCGCAGGAGAGGCCCACGUUCUACCGGCAGGAGCUGAACAAGACCGUCUGGGAGGUGCCCGAGCGAUACCAGAACCUGUCCCCGGUGGGCUCGGGAGCCUACGGCUCGGUGUGUGCUGCUUUUGAUACAAAGACGGGACAUCGUGUGGCAGUGAAGAAGCUGUCGAGACCGUUUCAGUCCAUCAUUCACGCCAAAAGGACCUACAGGGAGCUGCGGCUGCUGAAGCACAUGAAGCACGAGAAUGUGAUUGGUCUGUUGGAUGUGUUUACACCUGCAAGGUCCCUGGAGGAAUUCAACGAUGUGUACCUGGUGACCCAUCUCAUGGGGGCAGACCUGAACAACAUCGUGAAGUGUCAGAAGCUUACCGAUGACCACGUUCAGUUUCUUAUCUACCAGAUCCUGCGAGGGCUGAAGUAUAUACACUCGGCUGACAUAAUCCACAGGGACCUAAAGCCCAGCAACCUCGCUGUGAAUGAAGACUGUGAGCUGAAGAUUCUGGAUUUUGGGCUGGCUCGGCACACUGAUGACGAAAUGACUGGCUACGUGGCUACCCGGUGGUACAGAGCCCCCGAGAUUAUGCUGAAUUGGAUGCACUACAACCAGACAGUGGAUAUUUGGUCCGUGGGCUGCAUCAUGGCUGAGCUGUUGACCGGAAGAACAUUGUUUCCUGGUACAGACCAUAUUAACCAGCUUCAGCAGAUAAUGCGUCUGACGGGGACACCCCCUGCUUAUCUCAUUAACAGGAUGCCAAGCCAUGAGGCAAGAAACUACAUUCAGUCUCUGGCCCAGAUGCCGAAGAUGAACUUCGCAAAUGUAUUUAUUGGUGCCAAUCCCCUGGCUGUCGACCUGCUGGAAAAGAUGCUGGUUUUGGACUCGGAUAAGAGGAUCACAGCAGCCCAAGCUCUUGCGCAUGCCUACUUUGCUCAGUACCACGACCCUGAUGAUGAGCCAGUGGCUGACCCUUAUGACCAGUCCUUUGAAAGCAGGGACCUCCUUAUAGACGAAUGGAAGAGCCUGACCUACGAUGAAGUCAUUAGCUUUGUGCCACCGCCCCUUGACCAAGAAGAAAUGGAGUCCUGAGCACCUUGCUUCUGUUCUGUCCAUCCCACUUCACUGUGAGGGGAAGGCCUGUUCAUGGGAACUCUCCAAAUACCAUUCAAGUGCCUCUUGUUGAAAGAUUCCUUCAUGGUGGAAGGGGGUGCAUGUAUGUGCGUAGUGUUUGUGUGUGCCUGUCUGUCUGUCUGUCUGUCCAUUUGUCCAUGUAUCUUUGUGGAAGUCAUUGUGAUGGCAGUGACUUCAUGAGUGGUAGAUGCUCCUUGGCAGUCUGCCUGCUCUCUCAGAGUCCAGGCAGGCCGAUGGGAACUGCCGUCUCCUUAGGGAUGUGUGUGUGUAUGUUAAGUGCAAAGUAAGAAAUAUUAAAAUAUCCUGUUCCUAGUUACCUUGCCACUUUGGCUUCUCCUGUGGCCCUGCCUUUACCAUAUCACAGUGACAGAGAGAGGCUGCUUCAGGUCUGAGGCUAUCCCUCAGCCAUGCAUAGAGCCCAAGAGAACCAACUGGCUCCUGGGCUCUAGCCUGUGAUCGGCUCGCUUAUGUCCUCAGACCCUGUCAGUCUGUUUGUGCCUUAAAAGGAGAGAAGGGCGCGUUGUGGGUAGUUACAGAAUCUCAGUUGCUGACGUUCUGAGCCAGGCAAGGCACAGGGCUGUUGGAUGGCCAGUGGGGAGCUGGAAAAAACAAGGCAGCCUUCAAGGAGGCCAUGGGUGCAUGUGUGUGCAUGAGUGUAUGUGCAGCUGCCCUCCCUCACCUCCAGGAGCAAGCUGUUUUCUAUGCUUACCUAAGUUCACCUCAGUGCAGAGGUCUCCAGUGCCAGGCACAGGCUCCUGCCGUCAGUAGCUUCCUAUGUCAUCUUCACGUCUAGCAGAGUGCGGGUGUUUGCAUGCUGUGCUCUGGAGCUUGUCCUGUCUUCUGGAAGCCCUGGGCCGGGCGUGUGAAGACUUCCCAGCAGUGUCCACACGCCUCAGCUGAGGCCACGGGCGCAUUGCUGCUUCCUCACUCCAGCUACGUUGUGUUGAACACAACUGAUCCUCCAGGUGCUUGUGGUGCAGGAAACGGGACGAACAGAGCACCUGAACCCUUGCCAUCUGACAUCACCGACACAGGAGAACAGUCCUCUCCUCUCCUCUCCUAGGACAGUCCCCAGCUCUGGAAUCAUGUUCUUCUCACUCAUGGUAGCCAGCUAAGAAAGCUGCAAACCGAACAAAGGGAGAACCGAGCUCCUGGAGCCAGGAGCUCCUCUUACUGUCCUUCUCAGAAUAGGGUCGUCAGACACAGCCAGGUAGUCAAAGGCCCCUUUCCUUGUACGGGGCCCCCGCCCCCGGCAGCUUGACACUGUUUCAGUGUCUAUUUGGGGAAAAAGCAAUUUUGUCUUGGAAUUUUGUAUGUUGUAGGAAUCCUUAGAGAGUGUGGUUCCUUCUGAUGGGGAGAAAGGGCAAAUUAUUUUAAUAUUUUGUAUUUCACCUUUAUAAACAUGAAUCCUCAGGGGUGAAUAACUGUUUGCAUAAUUUUCUGAAUUUCGGGCACUUUGUGCUAUAUGAGGACCCAUAUAUUUAAGCUUUUUGUGCAGUAAGAAAGUGUAAAGCCAAUUCCAGUGUUGGACGAAACAGGUCUCGUAUUUAGGUCAAGGUGUCUCCAUUCUCUCUCAGUGCAGGGACAUGCAGUUCUGUGGGGCAGGGUAGGACCCUGCAUCAUCUGGAGCCCAGAAGGAGGCCGACUGGCCAGGCCUCACCGCCUCAGUAUGCAGUCCAGCUCCACGUCAUCCCCUCACAGUGGUUAGUAGCAAUGUCUGGGUUUGAACGCCAGGCGUGGUUAUUUUAUUGAGGAUGCCUUUGCACAUGUGGCCAUGCUGUGUUAGGACUGUGCCCCAGGGCCCGGACUUGAAGCUAGAGCUGGCAGAAGAGCUCCUGGCAUCCAUGGCGCGAUGCUGCCGCCACCCAGUUUCUCCAUUGGAAGACAAGGGAAUGAGAAGACUGCUGUGUAUGUGUAUGUGUAUUUGUGAACUUGGUUGUGAUCUGGUAUGCCAUAGGAUGUCAGACAAUACCACUGGUUAAAGUAAAGCCUAUUUUUCAGAUUCA
Rattus rattus (black rat) is the source of this 3434-nucleotide messenger RNA. It is a transcript of the gene Mapk14, whose product is annotated as mitogen-activated protein kinase 14. The transcript is spliced from 12 exons. Gene Ontology annotation, biological process: protein phosphorylation; p38MAPK cascade. The record is from RefSeq and is a predicted model, not a curated record. Gene Ontology annotation, cellular component: cytoplasm; nucleus. Gene Ontology annotation, molecular function: ATP binding; MAP kinase activity. Bases 304 to 1386 code for a protein of 360 amino acids. NCBI's taxonomy places the organism in Eukaryota, Metazoa, Chordata, Mammalia, Rodentia, Muridae.